Molecule: messenger RNA, 10125 nt
Organism: Pseudophryne corroboree (corroboree frog)
Lineage: Eukaryota; Metazoa; Chordata; Amphibia; Anura; Myobatrachidae
Gene: CEP350
Product: centrosomal protein 350
Exons: 39
Coding region: 177-8360 (2727 amino acids)
Biological process (GO): microtubule anchoring
Cellular component (GO): centrosome
Molecular function (GO): microtubule binding
Source: RefSeq, a predicted model, not a curated record
CCCUCCCGCCUGCUCUGGCGCGGCUAGAAUGUCUGUUACGGCCCGGCAACAGCUUCCGCUCGGUGGCAGCCAAUGAGACGCCAGACGCGGCCCCGGAAGCGGAAGCAGUUGUGGACUUGGAGGAGAAGAAGGCUAAAAGUGGCACCGAAUCGCCUGUGGAGCGGGGGACGAGAUGAAUGGCUGAGAAGAAUUUAUGGAGGACAGCAAAGUUUUCCCAGAGGCCUUCACAUCCACAGCCCCAUGCUAUUCCAGAGCUCCGUAAAGCCUGGAAAACUAUCUCAAACACCAAAGCCGCUCUUAGGCACAUAGAAAAUAAGCUGGAUGUGGCCCCCACAAGCGGUGCAGUGUUUGACUCCAUCAUGGAUACUAGGAAACCAGCAAACAGUGCUACCCGGAAAAUAAGUAGGAAGGAUGGACGAUAUAUUGAGGAUUCGAAUGCUCACCACAGCAAAUCUUCCCGGCCCAGCAAGUCUGGCAGAGACAAGUCUUCUCGCAGCCCUUUACGUGUCACUACUCUGGAGAGUAACGUAAGAGGCUCUUGUCAUGUUGGCUUCCGAGAACCUCUGGCCUCAUACUGUGACUCUGUUAAAGCCCUGUCUACAAAUGAGAGGGGCUCUGUGCAUUCGGUAUCUGGUGUAAAGGACUGUGGCAAAGGGGAAAAGGACUUUGACAGUACUCGUUCUUCUGCUGUGGAUGAGACAACUGUGCGCUACCUAAAUGACCGACUAGCCAUUGAUGCUUUGGAGUGGAAAUUUCCACAGUCUAACUGGGACAUACACACUGAUUAUAGAGAGUCAAGGCCAACAGAAACUUCUCAGCAACCCCCUUCAUUCAGCCCCUCCAGUAACAGACUAGAGACAUUAAAAAGGCGACAACCUGACGCCAAGCUAGAGAAACUGAAAGAGCGUAUUCGCAGACAGUGGGAACUCUCCGGGGACCGGGACAGCAGAGAACAUCUCCCCAAGUCUUCAAACGUCACAGACAUCGCAACGAGUACAAAGACACGGAAAGUGGCAGCAGCUCCACCUCCACCAUCCUACCCUGGUUUCAACCCUCCAGAAACAAAAAUUCGUACCCCAGAUGGCAAGGUCUUUCAGGAGUCUGACUUUCAGAACCUCAGUGCACAGCUGCAUGGGUCUUUGUUACCCUCUUACCAGGAUGAAACUUGUCCCAUGGAGAAGUCACGAGGGAAAAGAACACCCAGGCCAGUGAGGAAAGUUCAGAGAUUGGGAGGAGCUGGGAGCUCUGCAAGUCCUGAUGGUAAGAUAGGACAUGUAAUCAGUACGUCUUCCUGGAGAGAUGGACAGAAAUUGGUCAAACAGAUCUUAGGUCCUGCACCCAAGGUUGAGACAGAAUCAAAAUCUCAGCCUAAUGUCCGUCAAGCAAGCAAAGGCUUUUCUUCUACUGAUGGUCAGACUUACAAGAGACCGGUGUCCAAAGAGAGAAACACAGACAAAAGGACUGUGCCCAGUGAUCAACAAAGGGAACAGCGCUCUAAAGCAAGUGAUCGCCAUGCUGGCAAACAAGCCCCAUCCAAAGAGGCACCAAGAGAGAACCAGGAUAGGUCCAUCAAAUCAGCAAACUCUUCAAGCCGCUCUGAUACACGUAAUGUUAAGUCUAGCAGAAGCCAGGCAGAUACUUUAAACUGCAAGAACACAAAGUCCCAGUCUGAGGAGGAUGAGAGACGGAAUGAUUCUGCAGAUGUGAAGAAAGAUUUCCUUCCGCUAGAGAUCAGAGGCAUCUUAGAUGAUCUGCAGUUAGAUACUGGUGUUGAUGGCUCAAAACAGGGUCCAAACAGAAGUCACAGCUCUGCCAAAAGGAAAUCUGAAAAAGGUCAGGCUCCAGAGGAGCCACCUAUCUCUUCUAAACGGAGACACUAUGACACAGAGCAGGUAAGACUGUACAUAAUGCGCCAACAGGAGGAAAGGAAAAAGCGGCAGAAUGAACAGAGAGAGGCUCAGCGGCAAGCGGAGGAACAGAAGAACAGGCGACUACAAGAACUUUAUCAAAAACAAAAAGGGGCUUUCGGCAAAGCAAAAAGUUCAACAGUGAUGCCUAGAGAGAAGGAAGCCCCAGAGCCGAAAUCAUUGCAACCAAACUUGCAUCAAUUACAGGAUACGUACACCAAAGUGCUUCUUGGACAGACUUGGCCUGAUGCGACUACACAAGAAAAACAGCCUUUGUAUCAGCCUUCUGGUGAAUCUGACAAAGAAAACAAGGGCCAGGAGAGACCUCCUAGUGCCUCUUCCAGCAGCGACCUCUCUCUCUCUGAGCCUCUACAGCCUCUGCUCAGGAGUGACCUUGUGGACGCAUACUAUCCCCAGCCAGACAGGCUUUCCUCCAAGGGCCCAUUACUUCAAUCUCCAUUCCUAGCUCUUCCUAAAGAUUUGGAGUCUCUGCUCAACUCAAGGAAAAGUACUGUAAAUGUGUUUCCAUUGGCACAGAAGGUAACCUUUCAAGGGAAACCAUCUGCUGACUUCAAGAGCAACUUGGAUCGCAUCGAGUCUUUAAAAGCUACAGCAGUUUCUCUGUCCUCUAGGAUUGAAAAUGAGGCAAAAAAGUUAGCUGGUGGUUCACUAACCUUCCCAAUAGCCUGGUCAUCUGAUCCUGACCCCAAACCAACAGUAAAAACAGCAUGGAAAAAGCCAGACAGUCCUCCGGAGCGAGAAAGCAGAGAAGACGUUUUCUCUAAUCGGAUUCAUAAAAUGCUCAGCACUUGUACAACUCACUUCUCCCAGGAUGACCUUCCUGGGGCCAAUCAUCUUUAUAGGAAACUUCCAGCAGAAUUAAAUCCUUACGCAAGUACCUCAGCUGAAGGCAGAGAAGAGGAAAGAGUGUCCGUACAAAGACUUGAGAAGUGUGUGAGGCUUUCUGAAUCUCCAAAUAAAGCCAGCCCCUCUCCCAACUCUAGCACCAGCUCCAUCAGUGAGGGGCCCAUACUGAGUGAAGGCAGCUUUUCUGAAGGAGAUGGUCACCCCAGGAAUGGGUCAGAUCUCCACCUGGCAGAAUCACUGAACAAUAAAGAGUUCUGCAUCAGGGACAACAAAUCCUUUGCUCCACUUUCUGAAUUCCAGCGGGAGGCUAAUAAGUAUACACCAUUGCUGGUGUCUAAUAUUGGGUCUGACGUUCAAGGACCUUGGGAAGAGCUGUCGAAAGGGAGUCCCCACAGUGUUAUCAACAUCUUUACCAGGACGUACCAGCUCUUUAGGAAAGAACUGAAUGAACGCGCUGAAGAAAAUGUAACAGAUUUUCGACCCGUAUAUUCAGCAGCCAGUUCCCAGAACAGCAUCUCCUAUGCCGAUGACUUCAUAUCAUCCCAAGAUAGUGAAUCGGCAACAGAUUCCCAAAACGCUGCUCGUCAGAGUGUGGAUAGCAAUGCUUUUAGUGCCAAGGAGGAACUACCUGUUUUCAAAUCUAGAAGUGAGGGUGCAACGUCUCAUUCAUCACAAAUUCCCUCAGCUGCCUCAUCUCCUCUCUCCAUUUCUUCUCAGAAAGGAAGCUCAAAGCGAAAGGACUGGCAGAAUGAUAACUCUCCAUUCCCUGUAAAAGUUGAUCAAAACUCUUUGGGCUCUGACCAUAAAGGGAAAGGCAGCAAGCAAGCUUCUCCAGUUCUGACUGCUAGCAGAGAGCGGUUGUCAGGCUCUGACUCGGAGAGCACACUGGGUAAUAUCUCCUCUCGCUCCUCUGCAAGUCUCUUGUCAGACUCAGGAAGGGAUAAAAGCAGUUAUCCCUACAGCUUUAAAGAUCCGGGAGGACGAGUACCAACACAGUCAGGACAUCCAGUAUCUACAGCAAUGGGAUUCCAAGCACCAGGUUUAAUAACCGGGCCUGGUCAAGGCUCUAUGCGAUAUUCUCCUGCUGGCCUGCAGCAACGCCUUUCUGCAGAACUGAAUUAUCUGGGCGCCAUGGAGGAAUCUGUUCGGCAGAUCUGUGAUGUCGAGCGUGUCCGUGGGAUUUCUCUGGCACAACAGGAAACCGUUUCGCUAGCACAGAUCCUGAAGGCUCAACAACAACGUCAUGAGCAAAACAUGGCUGCACUGAGACAGCAGGCAGAACAAGAGACCCAAGCAAGUAUGAUACAGGUGGAAGAGUCUCGUCAGCAAGCAGCACAGGCACAGUCAGAAAUGCUUCAGCGGUUUCAGAAAACCCUAGAGGCAUCUGCGUCCCAAAAUGUGAAUCAAGUCCAGGAGGAGCUAGAACAUGGACAUUUAUCUCCAACCAGCUCAGAUCCUGCUACGACUUCUCUGACUGACCAAAGGAAACGGCCGCGUUCUCAUGGGAUUAGGAAAAAUGGUUCAAGAUCUGCCUCUCCAUCUUCCCAACCUCCAAGCAGUGCAUCCAGCUUCAAAGAACGAUUGCACAGCAGCAGCAGUGAGCAGGACAGUCUACCAGCUUCAUCCAUAAAGGAGGAAACCAUGAGCCAUAGAGAGCUGGAGGAGAGUAUCUCUGAGGAGCUGCCCACUCCAGAACUGAGUGCAAUAAAGGGAGAUAGCAGCUUAUCUAUUGAUGAUAAAGGUGCAAGUGCAGCAGGUCCUAUAAAUGAAGAAGGCAUUGAGGAAUUAUCAUUCCGUUCUCUUCUCCCUUCUGAAGCCCAUAGACGUGGUAGUUUAGAGAGACAACGAAGCCAGCGACAUGAAUCUGAUGAAGAGAGCACUCCUGACAAGGAGCUCAGCGGCCCCUUUUCAAGUGGUCAGGACAGUUUCUGGAAGUUCACUAUGGAGAUGGUUCGCCAGUACAUGCAGGAAGGAGAGAUGCGCUCGGCUCACCAGGCUGCUCUUCUUCGUCUUCGUCAGAAAGCGCUUAAAGACAAGACUAAAGCAGAACUUGCGUGGCUGGAACACCAGAAGCGACGUCUGCGUGAUAAAGGAGAGGAUGAUAAAAUGCCCCCUCUGAGGAAACGGCAGCGCGGCCUUUUGCUUCGACUGCAGCAGGAACAGGCUGAAAUUAAACGCCUGCAGGAAGCAAAUAAAGCAGCUCGUAGAGAGAGACAGCUUAUCCUGAAGCAGCAAGAGGAGAUCCAGCGAAUCCAGAACAGUACCCUGCGCCUGCAGGAGAAGCUGAAGUCUGCAGAGAGCGGGCAGCUGGAGCAGUCCAGCGAGGUGACCAUUCAGCCCAGUCCAUCAUCAAGCCAUGCUCCCUCUGAAGCAGAGAGCCGCAGCCCAUCUCCAGUGUCAGUCUCCGGGAGUGAGACCAGUAGCAUCAUGCAGAAGCUCCGCAAGAUGCACGGUCACAUGGAUGCCAAAGACAUCUGCCCUGUUCACUGCUUCUUCUCUGUCUUUACGCCCCAGCACUGGGCCUCUCUCAGUGUGUGCUUUCCCAAACUUCACCCCAAAUUCCAGCUCUAUAUCUGCCGCCAGCUGCUCAGAUUCUUGACGAAACGGGAGCAGCAGCUGGUGCAAAGAAGGUUACAUGCACAGGAGCUGCUGGAGUGGAAAAGGAGGCUGGAUGCUGAAGAGCUGGAAAUUAGGUGUAUUGAGAAGCAAGCCCUUGCUGCUUGGGAUAACCAAAGGGUAAAACCAGCAAGCCAUAGUACUGAAGGAGAAGACACUAUAGUAGAAGAGAAGAGGAGCACGGAUGGGUCGCCAACCCCACUAAGUCCAACAAUACGGACGAGGACCUCCUUAAGCCCUCCUGAGUACUCCGACAGCAUUGAACCAUCAACCAUCGCUGAACAGAUUCAUGAGCAGAGCAGAGAACAUAGUAGCAUUUCUGAAGAGCUGGCUGUAUCUGCCCCCAGAAAGAUGUCUCCUCCAAGAAGCAGCAUGUCACCAGCAGAAUUGGAGUCCAGCAAGCAGAGUGUAAAGGCAGGGCGCCAGAGAGUCCACAUUACACUAAGACCUCACCAGCUUUCUCACACAUGGUCUGAAGAAUCCUUGUCCAUGACACAUUCAGAAGCCACAUCAGAUCAAAGUGAUAUUGAAGGCCGUAUCUGGGCGCUGAAGGAAGAGCUAAGGAAACGCAAAUCAGUUGUGGAAAACUUAAAGAGAGAGCAGAAGAGAAGGCAAAAGGAGAGAUUGCGAGCACAGGAAGCCACCUUACUUCAGCAACUUCAGUCCUAUGAUGAGUUCAUUCAGAAGACCCAAGCUGAACUCAGCGGAGAACAAGGCACAACACCCAGUAUUAAAAGUGUGCAUAAAUCUGCAACGCCUGCGAGAGAGGUAGUCCUGGCGCGGCCUGAUGCCCAAGAAAGAGCUGAGAGCACACCUUCCUAUAGAGUUGACAGAGAGAAUCUAAAUGAGAUCAGCAUACAGUCUGAUGCAGAAAACAUCAGUCAGGAGGAUUCAUUGACCAGCAAAAAGGAGGUUGUGACAGAGAGUAUCUAUGACGAGUCUGCACAUACACCUGCUCCUUUUUCUGCCAGGGAAGAUGUCCCCAGUACUGUCCCACUAUCACCCCCUUUCAGAGAGCCUUUGCCAUAUGACAGCCCAGUUUCCAGCAUCCAUUCGGAGAUAUCGGAGGACGUGGCAGAUACGCAAAGCCAUAGAUCCAUCUCACCUCUACCGGCCCUGCAACUUCAUUUAAGGAGUGUAACCCCAGAGGAGAAUGUCUCCCCUCACAGAGAUCACUCCUACUCUGAUGAUUUUGAGGCAUCUGCAGCCUUCAAGCAUUCAGUCUCUGAGACUCCUCGUGAGGAAUUGGAUGUCUCAUACACCACAACACCAGGGAAAGAAAUUCCCAGUGAAAGUUUUGAUGAGCCAGAUGAAAAACGCAGCGGAUUUAGGUCUGUGAGUCCUGUCUUUCAGGCGAUCGCAGAGGUCAAGCCUCCCUCUCAAGAACCACAGCCUUCCAGUGAAAUAAGUGAUCCUUUUGCAGGUUUGCAGCUAGGAGACAGAGUUCUGGUGAGCGGAGUGCAGCCUGGCACACUGCGAUUUAAAGGGGAGACCCUGUUUGCAGAGGGUGAAUGGGCCGGAGUGGAGCUUGACAAGUCAGAAGGUAAUAAUGAUGGCUCACUUGGAGGCAGUCGGUAUUUUGUAUGCUCACCUCUGCAUGGAAUAUUUGCACCCCCACACAAGAUUACACCCCUAUCAGAGGAGGAGCAAAGGUCUCCAUCAGCGGGCGAAUGCAUCUUCAAUGUAGAUACAUCUCAUGAACAGAAGGACCACCCUCCUUUCGUUGAAGAUUUUGAACCAAAAUCCCCAAAGAUCCCUUUGCAAAGCACAGACUCUAGUGUCUCAGAGUCACACAGUACAUCCCUAGAUGAGGAGUUGCAGGUAGAUCUCACCACGGAUGCCGACAUUCAGGACAAGGAAAGAGAAAAGCCACAAACCCCUCUGCUGGAGCUUACGGAGAAACCUCACGAGGCCAGCUUACAUACGAGAGCACCAGAUGUGAGCACACUUUCAGAGAGUCUUCUACAGUCCUGCCUGAAGGAUACAAUUAUCUACCUACAAAACAUACGCAAACAGCGGGCGCAGAAAAUUGAGCAGAGCAACCAAGAUCUCCACAGCAUUCAGGCUGUCAGUGAUGUGCCCAAAGAGAGAGAUGUCGUCCCAAAAGAAGACCGACACCAGUGGCUGGAACCUGUGCUCGGAGCAUUUGGUGAAAAGGCUGUAGCAGAGUUUGAACCAAGUCGUAGCCUGCUUUCUGUCCUUGGGGAUGAUCAGGAUUGGUUUGAUGAGGAUUUUGGAUUGAGUAGUCGUAAAAACCAGCAUUUGGAACGUGCCCUAUCUAUUGGUCCUGUAACAAACUCGAGCACAGUAGCCCCCCUUCCUGAGCCACCACCAAAACCUGUACAACCCAUGACCCCACCAGAGCUCAUCUUGGCUGUUCCUCACACUGUGCCAGAGGUGGAACAGCUGGUGCAAGUGGCAGUGGACAAGCUGUGGGGAUGGAAGCAGCUGGGCUGUGACAUUCAGGAAAUCCGAACCGCUUUCACGUGUACGGAGAAUGAUGAGCAGAGCCUGGCUACCAGUUCCUAUAAAGAAAUGUUGUUUGACCUGACAUUACACAUAUUCGACGAGAUAUGCUCUGUGGACCCCCGAGGAUCUCAGCCACCAUGGAAGAAACCUGUUCGAGUGUCUCCAUCUUAUUCCCGCCGAGUAAGAGACCACAAUGACUUACAGGAAGUGAAGACUUUUUUGACCAGUGAAGUUCUAAAUCUCCUGAGCCUAAGGAAGGAACAUAAUCAUAAAACGGACUGGCAGAGGAUGAUGAAGUUUGGAAGGAAGAAGAGAGACAGAGUGGAUCAUAUAUUGGUACAAGAGCUGCAUGAAGAGGAGGCACAGUGGGUGAACUAUGACGAGGAUGAGCUCUUUGUGAAGAUGCAAUUGGCUGAUGGGAUAUUUGAAGCUUUAAUCCGGGACACUGUACAAGUUCUGCAACGCAUCCAGAACAAGAAGAACCUCCCACUGCUGGUGUGAUUUGUACACAUGGCGAAUCCUGCUACACACGGGGAUUGGACGGAGAUGCCCUCCACACGUAGGGAGGAGUCACAGGGUUGUGCUGUUCCUGCAACAAGGAUGUGCCAGGCCAUCUAAGUAACCCUUUUUCUCUGAUCAGAGAGUAUGAGGCUACAGGCAGGAGUGCUACUGAUCCUCCUUUUGGGACUACAGCGUUUGGACUUGAUACAAAUAAUUUACCUUUACUAUUAAUUUUGACUUGAUUUUAAAUUAUUUAUGAAUUCUGUACUAUCGGAUAUGGAAGAGACUCUUCCAGUCUCUUGCAGUGACACUUUACUUGUUGGUCUUAAGGCCAUUUACAGCGCAGGUAGAUAAAUGCCACUAUAAGCAUCCAUCCGCAGUUCUGCUUUCUCUGGCUCAACAGCCUGGAAGGUGUUUUGUGUCUGACAGUAAAAGGGGGCGUGAGACAGAAAGAGUUAAACUUAGCAUGAGUUUGUGAGGCAUAGGUGUGUACAGCUGCCUCAUUAAGUGUCCUUACCUUCUUGCAAUACUUGAAAUGUUGGGUGUACAGUGCCGGGUUUGGGAGAUAGGCAAUCUUCCCAGGUCAGCGCUUUGGCAUGAGAACAUGGUAUUUCUUCAUACAUACAUAUAUACAUAUACACAUACAUUAAUCAUAAGGUAAUUGGUUGAUCAAAUUAUCAUUACAAAUAAAGGGUGUAUCCACAGGCAAUUAACAUGAAAUUUUCAAUUAAUAGCAUUAAUGCCACACAUCCAUAAGACAGCAAAGACUAAUCUUCUCUUAAGCUAGUAACGCCAGUACUCGGCUGUGCAACUUCGGAUCUCCAUAUAGAGUUGGUGUCCGACCACUUUAAAUAACAUCUGUGCUGAAGUGCAUUUGAAGUUGGGCACUGAACGUGAUGUAUGUAUGUAUACAUCUGAAGAGGAAUGCUUCAAAGCUGGCCACUGGCAGGUCCACAGAAUCUACCUGUAUUCUUUCACUGUGUUACUGACUACCUGUAGAGGAAUGUCUUAAAGCCUUAUUCCCCUCAAGUGCUGUUAACUAUCUGCAAAUGGCACUGCUGCUAUAUAAAGAAAUAACAUGGCCAUUGUCCGAAAGCUUAUGCAGUGAUCAGCUGAUGGAUUUUGCAUGACACACAUUGGACUGUAGCCGAGCAUCUGAAGUCAGGUGAUCUGCUCUACAGGGGACUUGACUAAUUAAUCAGAGACUCUUUGUGAAAUGCGUUGAAUCAGCAGCUGUAGGACUUGGAAAACCUGUUUUGACAGUAUUAAGUCCUCUCUUGUAGCAAGUCCUAAUCAACUGUAAAAGUUACAAGUAUCACUAAGGCAGAGUAUUAUAAAUCGUCCUUUAUGAUUUUAUCACAGUGUAUUACAUUAUCUUCUGAGAAAGAAACCUUUCUAUUAAGCUCAUUAACAGCAUGGCACAGAUUGAGCUGUGUCCUUGUCACAGAUGGGUAUUGCAUUGUUCUCCUGCUUCUCUGGAACUGGAGGCUGGCAGGACAAACUGAGCCAUGUAGUUCUGCAAUAGUUGGAGAUCCACAGUUUGCCCAAGUCUACUUCAUGUUAUCCUUUGUCGCAGUGGAGUAGCAUGCAGUUGCCUCCGCACCCCUCCUCCAGUGCUGGUUUCAGCUCAGGGGCCACUUGUACCUGUCACCCAAAAUGCUGCAUUGUAAAUUCCCUUGCUCUGUAUAUCCUUGUGAAUAACCUACAGGAGAAAUGUACAUUAACAAAGCUAAAGCUGUAAAUAAAUAUUGAUUUAUACAUCUGA